This is a messenger RNA of Marchantia polymorpha subsp. ruderalis, 2951 nucleotides long. The record is from the annotation of a GenBank genome assembly. Lineage: Eukaryota; Viridiplantae; Streptophyta; Marchantiopsida; Marchantiales; Marchantiaceae.
CCAAACGCACACAACGACGAAGGCAAACAGGAGAAUUAGAGCCAGAGCAAGAUCAGAUCAGAACGAGGGAGCAGAAAUUCUCAACAGUUUGUGAACUUGGUGGCCGGAUUCACCUCACCUCUUGAUCGUUGAUGCCGGGAAAGGCCAAGGCCGAAUCCGAGCUCUGUUCCCUGUCUCCACCUUCAAAGAUCUGAGCUCGACGCAGAGUGCUGCACGAGGACCCUUGCUUUGGCCUCAGUGAGUUCUGUCAGUCAGAAGCAUUGUGGAUGUCGAUCUGGCCUGCGAGUAAAUCGAGCGAAUGGAGCAGAGCAGGUCGGCCUCGCACUGUCUCCUGAAUCAGCAGGUCCGUGCACGACGAGCUCAUGCUUUAUAAAAAACAGGAUACUCGGAGGAGCGAUGCUUUUGUUGCGGGGCGGAGGUUGGUCAGCAUCUGCUUCGUUUCUAUUUCGAACUUGUCCCCAAAUCCAUGUUGAGACGGAGGGAGCUGGUGGCCAACACAACACGGGCAUGUGUGGAAUUGGCCAGUGACUGCUGAACCGUGAUGAUCAUGGAUGCAGCGACGGCAGUGGUAGCAAUUCAGACUGAUCGGGCUCAAACAUUCAGACCUGAGGACGGAAAAUGAGAAACCUGAACCAGAUACUGAGACUGAGGCAGAGCAUGGCGCUUUCAUUCAAUAGUCCUGCCAAUUCACGGACCUUUCACAAUUUCGCAGCGUCUCUGUCUUCUGUGAUUUCGUCUCGAGUCCUGUCAAAUGUAGGACGCGAACACGCUUGCCAAUUGUCCUCGCGCACCUCGUCUGAUGAGGAUGAUGAAUCUUCUCAUGGUCUUCUCGCUUCAAGGCAAUCCGGCGAAGGGCCUAGCUUCGCCAGCAAUUCUGAUUUUUUCCCAGCCGGGAGUCGGGUGAGUGGCGCUAGGGAGCCCCAGCUGCCUAUCGGAGUUCCAGCGAAUUUGUGCUCGGGCCUUGCCUUGAGAUUCAGGCAAUAUAUGAGCUCUUCUUGCCAGCGAUCGUCGCCCGAGGUGGGUCCUUGGGCUAGCAGGGGUAGACAGCGAGAGAGCGAGCUGGUCGGCGGUCCAAUUUGGCACACUUUCCGUCGUGGUCACAUGGGGCAUGCUCAUCAUACUCCAGGCGAACGUGAUAAUACAGGAAAGGCUGGCGAGCGUGUUCUUCGAUGGGGUUUGUGGGGAGACAUAUUUCUGGCGAUCGGCAAAGGAGGGGCUGGUUUUGUAUCCGGGAGCACUGCAAUUAUCGCCGAUGCUGCCCACUCUGUUUCAGAUAUUGCUUUGAGUGGUGUGGCUCUGUGGAGCUCCAAAGUCGCAAGUGCUCCGAAAGACAAAGAGCAUCCAUACGGCCAUGGAAAAUUUGAAACAGUAGGAGCUUUGGGAAUUUCUGGAAUGCUCUUGCUCACUGGUGGUGGGAUAGCCUGGCACGCUGUCGAGACACUCCAGGAUUUUAUUCCUUUAAUGUCAGAACUAGUACAAGCAGCAACUGACAGUCAUCAUGGGCAUGCUGAAGGAGGACAUCAACAUGGUAUUGAUUUGGAGCACCCUUUUGUAGCUCUAAGUGCAGCUGUGGUCUCCAUUGUGGUCAAAGAAGCACUGUACUGGCAAACUAAAAAAGUAGGAGAGCAACAGAAGAGUGAGCUACUCAAAGCGAGUGCAUGGCACCACCGUAGUGAUGCCAUAUCAUCUGUAGUUGCUCUCGUCGGUGUUGGAGGAGCAAUGUUGGGGAUGCCGUUGUUGGACCCCGUUGCAGGCCUGCUUGUGUCAGGCAUGAUAGUGAAGGCAGGAAUGGAAACUGGAUAUCAAAGUCUGCAGGAGUUGGUUGAUUCAGGGGUAUCAGAGUCGGUGCUAUCACCCAUUCGGAAUACUGUCCUUCAUGUUCAGGGUGUAGAGGGUUGCCAUCACUUAAGAGGACGAAGAAUGGGAUCUUUUAUUCAUGUGGAUGCGCAUAUUGAGGUGGAUCCUUGGUUGAGCGUAAGUGCAGCAUAUAAUAUUGGUGAAGCGGUGCGUCAUCAAUUACAGAAAGAGCAUCCUGAAGUUGCCGAAACCUUUGUACAUAUAGAACCAGCUGAUGGAGGAUCUAAAACGGUAACUCCUGAAGAGGCUGAGAUUGAGGCUCACCUACAUGACCAUCUUACCAGUCAUGAUAAUCAUCCACAUGGAGAUGACCAGCACUUGACGAAAAGGGAUCUGACUAAGAAUGGCUCUAAGUCAGACCUUUUGACUAAUGAUAGUUUUUUAGAUGGCCAUUGUGCUUCUUCCUUCGAGGCUGAUUCACGACAGCACUCAGAAAUUGAACAAGAUGUUCGUCGGGUUGUUAAUGCCGACUUUCGUGAGAAAAUGACGAUAGCUCACGUCACAUCUCAUUAUCUAAAAGGAAAGGUUGUCGUUGAAGUGGAGGUUUUGAUGAAUCCUGACAUAUCUGUGAGAGAUGCUAUGGCUUAUGCUAAUGAUGCCGAGGAGGUGAUUUUACGAAAAGUCUACGACAUCUCUGCUGUACAUGUACAGCUGAAACUUAGCAAAACUUUGAGCGAGAGUGCACCAUCAUGAUGAUGGUCACUUACUUCGAAGCUGGAGGAAAAUAAUGUUUUCUCUCCACAUCUUAUUUGUUCAUAUCCUUAUCCUUUCAUGAGCAGGCACUCGCUCACAAGUACAUGAGUCAGCCAACAUGACGACAAGAGCUGCGGAACCAACGUCCACAAGUACAUGAAGACGAGUGAUUCUCAUAAUUCCCAAUAUGUACGAGUCAUUAUAUCACGAGCGAGAUCGACCUGGAGUGGGAGAUCGAGUGGGAGAUCGAGUUUUAUUGUCGUAGGGGAAUUCUGCAGUAAAUGGGUUGACCCCUCUGUGUACUCUUCGGUCAAACGAGGAGAUUUAUAGCAAAUAAUGUACAGAUUUGUAUUCAACAAGGUAUAUACCAAAAAGCUUGUGUGUUUUUUAUGAAAUGGUUU